AUGAGUCAAGAUAACAAGUUAUACGAUAUGUUGGGUGUCGCCCGUGAUGCCUCUGAAACUGAAAUCAAGAAGGCUUAUCGUAAGUUGGCUAUUAAAUAUCAUCCAGAUAAGAACCAAGAGCCAGGAGCUGUUGAUAAAUUCAAAGAGAUUACAGUAGCUUAUGAAGUUCUCUGUAACCAAGAAAAGAGAGAUAUUUACGACAAAUACGGUGAAGAGGGUCUCAAGGAAGGAGGUCCAGGUUUCUCACCAGAUGACAUUUUCUCACAAUUCUUUGGUGGAGGUGGUUUCUUUGGUGGUGGCGGCGGCGGCAGACCAGGUCAAAGAAGAGGUCCAAGAAAGGGUGAAUCCCUUCAACAUGUUCUCAAGGUUAACCUUGAAGAUUUAUACAAAGGAAAGGUUUCCAAACUUGCUCUUCAAAAGAAUGCCAAGUGUCCAGAUUGUGAUGGUAAGGGAGCAAAGACAGCUGAUGCAGUUAAAAAGUGUGAUGAAUGUAAUGGUGUUGGUAUCAAGAUUGCAUUGAGACAAAUUGGCCCAGGUAUGGUUCAACAAGUUAAACAACACUGCGGUAGUUGCAAGGGUGAGGGUAAGGUUAUCCGUGAAAAGGAUCGUUGCGGUAAAUGCAAGGGUAACAAGACCAUUCUCGAAAAGAAGACAUUGGAAGUCAACAUUGACAGAGGUAUGAAGAACCAACAAAAGAUAGUCUUUGCCGAAGAAGGUGACUUUGAGUCAUCUGACAUUACUCCAGGAGAUGUCAUUGUCGUUUUGCAACAAAAGGAACACGCCAUCUUUACUCGUGAAGGUGAUGAUCUCUUUAUGGAACACAAGAUCACCUUGUUUGAAGCCUUGGCCGGUUUCACAUUCUACAUUACCCAUCUCGAUGGUCGUGUCCUUACCGUCAGCCAACCAGCCGGCAAGGUCAUCACCCCCAACGCCAUCAAGUGCAUCUAUGGCGAGGGUAUGCCCAUUUACAAGCGUACCACUGAAAAGGGUCGUUUGAUUAUCAAAUUCACCGUAGAGUUCCCAGCUGACGGUACCCUCACCCCAGAGAGUGCCAAGUUGCUCGAAAAGAUCCUUCCAAAGCCAAAGGCUCAACCAAAGCCACAAAGCCACGACGGUUACUAUGAUGACUGUGUCUUGGCCGAUUACGAACAAUCCUCACGUCACAACCACGGUGGUCACUCUAGAAGUGAAGCCUACAUGGACGAAGACGAUGAUGAAGAAGGUCACGGUCAUCCACAAGGUGUUUCAUGUCAACAACAAUAA
Molecule: messenger RNA, 1263 nt
Organism: Cavenderia fasciculata
Lineage: Eukaryota; Evosea; Eumycetozoa; Acytosteliales; Cavenderiaceae
Gene: ddj1
Product: heat shock protein
Exons: 3
Coding region: 1-1263 (420 amino acids)
Biological process (GO): protein refolding; response to heat
Cellular component (GO): cytoplasm; cytosol
Molecular function (GO): ATP binding; Hsp70 protein binding
Source: RefSeq, a predicted model, not a curated record